GACCGGAUUUUUUUCCGGUCCGGUCCGGAAAUCCAGAAUCCGGGCGGUUAUCUGCCCGGGUGUAGGUUAAAAAAAUUCCGGAUCCGGAUUUAUAACCCGGUUAUCCGUAACCGGGUUAUACAUCCGUUUUUUUUUAAACCCGAAAACGGCACCGUUGCUGGAUUGAAUACUUCCUCCGAUGUCUCUCGGAUCCUCUCCACUUUUCAUCCCCUCUCUCAACUCUGUCUCGUCUCUCGUCUCUCGCCGCUCGUCUCUCAAGUCUCUCAAAUCCUCCUCCUCAAGUCCCUAGCCGUGCCAUUGCGAUUGUGAAAUAGCGUGGGAUGACACUCAAAAGUCCCACAGAUUGAGGCAUAGAAUACAUAAAUCGUCUGGGUCAUCUCAUAGGACUAUGAGCAGAUCUUUCUCCUGUGACUUGCAGUCUAAGGGGUCUGUUUCUACUCCUCAUGGGUCCGUGGUGGAUGCCAUACCCAACCCAUCAAAAGAGCAAUUAGUAGAUGUUGUUCAGAGGCAUUUCAUGUCACAGCAAAUCGACGAGUUGCAAGUCAUUGUGGGAUUUGUUCAGGCUGCAAAGAGAAUGAAGACUCUGUGCAAAUGACGAUUCACGAAGAGAGAAAUGAAGAGCUAUGAAUUUGGUUGUUUAUGCUAACAGAUACUGCACUUAAAAAAUAUCCACUCCUCUCUAGUGAUUGUCUGUAAUAUAUUUUAUCCAGUGGCUUGUCUCUGUCUUGUUUUAGUAGGUUAGUAUUACUUUGUACCGAGUUAUAGACGUUCUUACUUUAUUUUUUUUUCUUUGAUUAAUUUUUUUAGAAAAUUCUUUUAAAGUGUUUUGAUUAUUUUUUUAAAAAAAUCUGGGCAAUUUAAAUAUGAGAUCAGAUUUUUUUUUAUUUUUUAAAAAAAGUGAUAAGUGAUAUAAUUUCUUUUUAAAGUUAUAAAGAUUUUUUUAGAUUUUUUUUUUUCCCAAAACCCGGAUUGAACCUGGGUAUAACCCGGAUAUCCGGGAUUAAAAGCCAAAAAAAAAAAAAAAAUGCUACAAUCCGGAUAUCCGGAUGGAAUCCGGACUCAAUCCGGGUGGAUAAUUGCCCGGAUUUGAAAUCCAGAUCCGGAUUUGGUUAUGGCCGGAUACUCAGAUCCGGAUCCGGAUGAACACCUCUAAAUUACACACACAUAUAUAUAUAUAUAUAUAUAUAUAGCGGGUGGAUCUGAUCUUGGUCAUGAUAAAGCUGCUAGCAGCUGGUACGUGUUUAUCUGUCUGAUCCCAUUAAUUGAUCUUGCCAUUUACUUUCUUCAUCAUGACGGCCACCAUUUUCUGCAUGAAAUUAUCUUGUAAUUAAGACCUGUACGUACGUACAACGAUUAUAUAUAUAGUUGGUAAUAAAAAGAAAAAAUAUAUAUAUUUUUUUUCCCAAUUUGAUCAUCGGCGCAUGCGUGAAUGUGAUCAAAACCUCGAUCGAUCGCCUUUUGAUCAGUUGAGUAGCUGUGAUGAGAAAAAUGGGACGUCAUGUGUAUUUCACUGACCAUGUUUUGAGAUUACUUAUUAAUAUCCUUCUUGUACUCAUUAGAGGAGAGAUGACUGUUGGUAUCUAAAUAAAAGAAAUCUUGAUUAAUACGAGGAUUGUCCCUCGUAUUAUGAGUUCAAAAGCUAAUUAUAUAUGCGUUCCGAUUGUUUUUGAACUAACGAGCCAGUGUGUGCGUUUAACUAACAAAAACUUACUCCUUCAAAAACAACUAGGUAUCAUGCCGACGGCAUACAUGGUGUGCAGAUCAAGCAUCAUGUGAUUGUGUUGAACAGAGUGAUGCUGUGCCUUCAGCUACAAUGUCGACAGAUUUGGAAGAUAACAUGAGCAGCGAACAUAGAGAGCAGGAGGAUUGCCGCAAGUUGCUUCUAGCUGCACUAAAUGGUGACUGGGAAAAUGCUCGGGCCAUCAUUGAAAAGGAUCCAGCCAGAAUGCUUAGUGCAAAUUUGACAAAAGGAGAGGAUAAGGUUAUUCACAUAGCGGUUACUGCAAAGCGCAUUCCUUUUAUAAAACAGUUGGUAGAUUUAAUGAGUGAGAAAGGACUGAUCUUGAAUAUACAAAACUAUCAUGGAGAUACCUGCCUUAGCAUCGCUGCUGUAUCUGGAAAGGUGGAAAUUGCGGAGUUGAUUAUGGCUAAAGAUAAUGCCAAUCAACUGCUAAGUAUCCAUGGCAUAUAUGAGUUGAUACCACUUGGCAUGGCAAUUCGAUGGGGACACGGGGAAAUGGCACAUUAUCUCUGGGACAAGAUGGAGCUAGAGCCCCAUUCUUGUUUAUCAUCUACAACUCCAGAUCUCAUGAAGCUCUUUAUUAUGUCCAUUUCCAACCAUCUGUACGAUGUAGCACUACGUUUAUUGAACAAGGACAUGGAAAUGGCCUGUAAACGGGAUGGGGAUCAGAAAACAGCUUUGCAUGUUUUGGCUCAAAAGGCUCCAGACACUGAUCCGCCAAUUAAGAGCGGGAACUGGCCGUUAUUCAGCUCAUCCAAAAAGCGUAUUAAAUUUGGGUUUGUUGUAUCUUUUAUACCAAAAUUCAAAGGCUUCUGCAAGCAAGCUUCAACGCGUACGUCGUCAGAACUUGAACGUGUUGAGUUGCUUGAAAAUAUAUUGAAUGAACUUCAGAAGAAAUCAAUUGAGGAGAUUUCAGAAAUAUUGAAAAGCACGUCUUCAGAAGUGGUAAAAACUACGACUACAGAAGUGAUAAAGAGCACGACUUCAGAAGUGGUAAAAACUACGACUUCAGAAGUGGUAAAAAUUACGACUUCAGGAGUACUUUUCGAUGCUGCAAUGUCAGGAAACGUCGAGUUUUUGGAUAAGGUUCUCCGCAAGUUUCCAUCACUGAUAUGGGAAAAUGAUGAGAAAGACCGAAGCAUAUUUCAUGUCGCUAUUAAAUAUCGGCAAGAGAAAGUAUUUAACUUAAUAUAUAACAUCGGAGCUGUUAAGGAUUACUUGGUAGGAAAUAAGGAUUCCGAUGGUAAUAACAUGCUGCACUUAGCUGGAAUGUUGCCAGAUGAUCAGGAAAGACUUGGCGUGCAGCGAGCAAACCUUCAGAUGCAGCGGGAACUAUUGUGGUUUAAGGAAGUGGAAAAGAUUGUCAGACCUUAUCAGAGGUCUGAGAAAAAUAAUGAAGGAAUGACACCCAAAGAAGUGUUCGUUGCCACCCAUAAAAAUUUAGUUUAAGGAGGAGAAAGUGCAGUUAGAGAGACAGCAAGUUCUUGUAUGCUUGUAUCAACUAUCAUUGCUAGUGUGACGUUCGCUGCAGUUCUGACGGUACCAGGUGCCAGCAACGAGAUAAAACACACUCCUUUUCUCCGCAAAGAGCAGUGGACUUUGUUUUUUAUCCUAUCGAAUGCAGUCGCACUCUUCACCUCGGCAACAUCAAUUGUCUCGUCACUCUCGGUUCUUACUUCAAGCUAUAAAGAAAAGGAGUUUGAGAAGUCGUUGCAUCUUAGGCUCAUGUUUGGGCUCACCACUCUAUUUUUGUCAAUAACAGCCAUGCUCUUAGCCUUCAUUGCUGCCAUGUUCCUGAUCUUUGACUACAAAAAAUUGGCAUGGCUUCCGUAUCUCAUCGUUUCACUUCCCAGCGGUCCUCUGUUUUUGUUUCUUGGGUUGCAUUUUGGUCUUUGGGCUGAUUUGAUCCGCUCGUAUUUCUGGUCUAGUUUUUUAUUCCGGCCGAGCAAGCACAGAAUUUUCGAGUCAUUAUCAGAAAUUUGACAUGUAUUAUUAAAUAAUUGCAUCAUAAUCUCUGUGUUCAGGUCGUUUCAACCCUUAUAGAAACGUGUGUAAUUAGUUUGAUCUUUUGAUUCC
This is a messenger RNA of Carya illinoinensis, 3817 nucleotides long. RefSeq lists its product as uncharacterized. The transcript is spliced from 8 exons. The coding region runs from base 1814 to 3190 and encodes 458 amino acids. The record is from RefSeq and is a predicted model, not a curated record. NCBI's taxonomy places the organism in Eukaryota, Viridiplantae, Streptophyta, Magnoliopsida, Fagales, Juglandaceae. Gene Ontology annotation, molecular function: protein binding.